GAUGGUAUUAACUGGAAGAUAAGUAACCAAUCUGACUAUAUAGUAUUACCGUUGGAUAGUAAGAUUUGGAGGUCGUAUUUAUAUGGGAUAUCAGUACAUAUUGAUGAUAGUAGUUCAGAUGAAUCCAAAGUGAAAACAUUAAGAGUUGACAGUGCUAAAGAACAAUAUUUAUUUAACGAUUUGGCAUCAGUGAAUUACAGUAUAUCUCUUCAAGCUUAUUCAGUGGCUGGAGCAGGACCAGAAAGUAGUGCUGUAUUUGCUGUACCACUAAAGGCUACAACAGAUACUGGCUGGAAUCUAAAAUGGAUCAUCAUUGUAACAGUGGUACUUUCUGUGGUUUCAUUUAUUUUUUGUUUGUUUUUUUGUAAUAGAAAGCGUAUUUGUAAACUGAAAAGAUACAAGAUUAAAACACCUAUUAAUAAAAGUUUAUCUAAUCAGAGUCCAAUGUAUUGUGGACUUGAUACAAACUCACCAACAUAUGAUGGUGUACCUUCAACACCAAAUAUUGAGAUUUUAAAUGAAGAGGAGAUAUUAACUGUUGAUAGAAAAAGUAACAGUGCAAAAUUAUCAAACACCAAAAAUGCCUUUAAUGGAACUAAAACUCAAGAUUUUUUAAAUCCUAUGUUUACUACAAGCAAUGGAUAUUGUCCAAACGAUACAUUCAAAUCAGAAAAUAAUACCCAUGAACAACUAAAUACUGCCAUCUCAAAUAAUACUCAUAUCAGCGAAGUAGAUUUACACAAUUGCCAAACAACAAAUCAACUCAACAACCUAAGUUCAAACAUUUCCAGUUGCACACUGUUGACAGUUCAUGAAAGUCCUGAUCUAGAUGAAACUAAAUGCACAGAUGAAAACAUUUUGAGGAACACUACAUGCGAUGAUUUGGAUCGUCAUGGUUUUAAAGAUAGAUUUGACAGCAGCUUACAGGUAAAUGCUGACCAUAAAUUUACUCCAGAAGUUGCAGAAGUGAACAAUUAUAUUCAAGUUGAUCAGGUAAAAGAUGUUUUACCUAAUGAAGCUAGUGUGAUAGGAAGUGACCACAAAGUUAGUUCAGAUCCUGGAGUUGCAGAAGUGAAUGAUUAUAUUCAAGUUGAUCAGAUGCCAAUAAGUACAAUAAUAACCCAACCUUCAUUGAGUGUUGGGGAAGCUGUUGAAUAUAAACCAGUUGGUUUAGACUCCAAAGGAACCGGUUCAUCAAGUGUCAGUAGCUAUGUGACUGUAGGGCUUGAGAAAGACUACGGAAAUAGAGACAGUAACUGCUAA
Lottia gigantea (owl limpet) is the source of this 1263-nucleotide messenger RNA. RefSeq lists its product as hypothetical. NCBI's taxonomy places the organism in Eukaryota, Metazoa, Mollusca, Gastropoda, Lottiidae. The record is from RefSeq and is a predicted model, not a curated record. The transcript has 6 exons. The annotation marks the transcript as partial.